Messenger RNA from Bufo bufo (common toad), 4333 nucleotides. RefSeq names its product peptidase inhibitor 16-like. Bases 75 to 2267 code for a protein of 730 amino acids. The transcript has 7 exons. The record is from RefSeq and is a predicted model, not a curated record. NCBI's taxonomy places the organism in Eukaryota, Metazoa, Chordata, Amphibia, Anura, Bufonidae. Gene Ontology annotation, cellular component: extracellular region.
UCACAGUCCCUCACACUACCUGGGCCUCCUCAUAUGCUACAUGACAUCGCAGAACGUGGACUCCUGGAUCCAGGAUGCAAGGGCCCCAAUACAUGCUGCUCUGCCUGGUUCACCUGAUCACAGCACUGACAGAUGAAGAGAAGAAGACCAUUGUGGAGAAGCACAAUUUCUAUCGCGCCAGGGCAGAACCACCAGCGGCUGACAUGAAGGCUCUGCGAUGGGACCAGACGCUCGAAGACCUGGCAAAGUCUUACGCUGCAAAAUGUAUCUGGGAUCAUAACGAGGAGCGCGGGUUCCGAGGAGAGAACCUCUUCAUAAUGUCCGGAUCCAGUCUGGAUGUGGAGCUGGGUCUGGCUGACUGGCACCGAGAGCGCGACUACUACAACUUCACCACUGAAGCCUGUCAGGAAGGACAGAUGUGUGGACACUACACCCAGAUGGUCUGGGGCAAUUCUGAGCGUGUCGGCUGUGGAGAGAAUUUCUGUGAAAAACUUGAAGGAUUUGAUGAGACGAAUAUGUUUCUCCUGGUCUGUAACUAUGAACCUCCGGGAAACUUUCAAGGAGAGAAGCCGUACACACCUGGAGCCUUCUGUUCCUCCUGUCCAUCCUCACACGUCUGCAGAGAGUCUUUAUGUGCAGAUGAAAGCUUAGAGCAGGAAGAAACCAGCACAGCUCAACUGGGCACAACGUUGUCAGAAUUUCCGUCAGACACAACACAUUCACAGCCUUAUCCAGAACCUACACAAUCAGAGCUGGACCUAGAACCAACAAAACCAGAGCUGGAUCCAAAAAUAAUAUCACAGCUAUUCCUAGAACCUACACAGUCAGAGCUAGUACCAGAACAUACACAAUCAGAGCUGGACCUAGAACCAACACAACCAGAGCUGGAUUCAAAAACAAUAUCACAGCUGUUCCUAGAACCUAAAAAUUCAGAGCUGGUACCAGAACCUAUACAAUCAGAGCUGGACCUAGAACCAACACAACCAGAGCCGGAUCCAAAAACAAUAUCACAGUUGUUUCUAGAAUCUACACAGUCAGAGCUGGUACCAGAACAUACACAAUCAGAGCUGGACCUAGAACCAACACAACCAGAGCCGGAUCCAAAAACAAUAUCACAGUUGUUUCUAGAAUCUACACAGUCAGAGCUGGUACCAGAACAUACACAAUCAGAGCUGGACCUAGAACCAACACAACCAGAGCCGGAUCCAAAAACAAUAUCACAGUUGUUUCUAGAAUCUACACAGUCAGAGCUGGUACCAGAACAUACACAAUCAGAGCUGGACCUAGAACCAACACAACCAAAGCUAGAUUCAAAAACAACAAAAUCAGAGCUGGUCCCAGAACCUGCACAGUCAGACAUGGUCCCUGAACCAACAAAACCAGAGAUGGAUCAAAAAGCAACAAAAUCAGAGCUGGUUCCAGAACCUACACAAGCAGAGUUGAACCUAGAGUCGGAAUUAAAAUUAACACCAUCAGAGAUGGUGCAGGACUUAAUGUCCACCCGGACUACCACAGAACCUCUAGAAAUAAUCACAACACAGAGAGUGGAAAAGUCCAGUCCAGAUGUCAUAGAAGAGACAUCAGUACAACCCACCAGCCAAGUCAUUGCCUUUCCAGAUCAAGAAUACCUUUCUGUCUCUGUGAGACCAUCUCUUCCAGUGACCGCUACACCCCACAUUGAUAAGACUGCCAUUGAGAAAGUUUUUUUCAACGAUGAACCAGAUACACCAACAGAAAAACAAAGAAUCCCAGUAACAGUUAAAGUUACCACCACACAGCCAGUGAAAACACAUGACAUGUCUGUAUUAGUAGACAAACCCCAGGAGAAAAUUGUGGACACAGUAACCAGCCAAGAUCAGGCGAGACGGAAAGACCAACAGUCACCAAAGGCUCCUUCAGAAAAGAAAAAGCAGAAGCAGAAAAACAUGAAUGUAACAUCAAACAAAUGGAAAACCCAAUUGUCCUCUUCCAUGAGACGGGAUUAUAAAUCAGGCCUGGCAGUGCAGACAUACUUUGGUCGUCCUGUCCAGAGCUGGCACCUUGCACGAGCUCCUAGGCCUUGUCUAUACCCAUGUCCCAGGUCAAAGUCUCAACUGGUGUUUCCUCUUUAUCGCACAAAUCACAUUUCAUCUUUGGGAGGAUAUGAUGAGCAAAGCCAGAAGAUCAGUAAAUCUCUCGUAAAGCCCAGCUUCCAGCAGCUUUGGAGACAGUUAGGGUACAAGAGAGGCGUUUACAGCCUGUACCUCCCCCCUGCUCAACAACAUUAAGGAUCAGCAAAAGACAAAUGUCCACUAAGCAGGUUUUGAUUAUCUUCGGUUACUUCUUCAAUGGUUUACUGAAUGUCCAUCAAGAAGUCUUCAACUGCCUUUCAUGCCUGGAAUAGCAAGAUCAUUAGGAACUGUUUAGGCCUCAUGCCUGUGGGUGACAUCACAGAUGCUGGGAGUUAUCUGUCCUGCCUGUUAAGUCAUAGAAGCUCUAUAAUGGAAUCUAAAGUCCUGGAUUAUCUGAAGUCCUCUCCAGCAUAUCAAAAGUCCGGGCAUAUUCAUCACCUCUGGCUGCAGUGCAUCUGGUCGGCAUGAUCUCCACUGCUUGUACUUUUCUCUGCUAUUUAGUUUUAUUCAUCAUCUCUGGCUGUGGUCCAGCUGAUCAGCAUGAUCUCCACUGCUUGUACUUUUCUCUAUUAUUUAGUUUUAUUCAUCGUCUCUGGCUGUGGUCCAGCUGGUCAGCAUGAUCUCCACUGCUUGUACUUUUCUCUAUUAUUUAGUUUUAUUCAUCGUCUCUGGCUGUGGUCCAGCUGGUCAGCAUGAUCUCCACUGCUUCUGCUUUUCUCUAUUCUUUAGUUUUAUUCAUCAUCCCUGGCUGUGGUCCAGCUGGUCAGCAUGAUCUCCACUGCUUGUACUUUUCUCUAUUAUUUAGUUUUAUUCAUCAUCUCUGGCUGUGGUCCAGCUGGUCAGCAUGAUCUCCACUGCUUCUGCUUUUCUCUAUUAUUUAGUUUUAUUCAUCGUCUCUGGCUGUGGUCCAGCUGGUCAGCAUGAUCUCCACUGCUUCUGCUUUUCUCUAUUCUUUAGUUUUAUUCAUCAUCUCUGGCUGUGGUCCAGCUGGUCAGCAUGAUCUCCACUGCUUCUGCUUUUCUCUAUUAUUUAGUUUUAUUCAUCGUCUCUGGCUGUGGUCCAGCUGGUCAGCAUGAUCUCCACUGCUUCUGCUUUUCUCUAUUCUUUAGUUUUAUUCAUCAUCCCUGGCUGUGGUCCAGCUGGUCAGCAUGAUCUCCACUGCUUGUACUUUUCUCUAUUAUUUAGUUUUAUUCAUCGUCUCUGGCUGUGGUCCAGCUGGUCAGCAUGAUCUCCACUGCUUCUGCUUUUCUCUAUUCUUUAGUUUUAUUCAUCAUCUCUGGCUGUGGUCCAGCUGAUCAGCAUAAUCUCCACUGCUUGUGCUUUUCUCUAUUAUUUAGUUUUAUUCAUUGUCUCUGGCUGUGGUCCAGCUGGUCAGCAUGAUCUCCACUGCUUGUACUUUUCUCUAUUAUUUAGUUUUAUUCAUCGUCUCUGGCUGUGGUCCAGCUGGUCAGCAUGAUCUCCACUGCUUGUACUUUUCUCUAUUAUUUAGUUUUAUUCAUCGUCUCUGGCUGUGGUCCAGCUGGUCAGCAUGAUCUCCACUGCUUCUGCUUUUCUCUAUUCUUUAGUUUUAUUCAUCGUCUCUGGCUGUGGUCCAGCUGGUCAGCAUGAUCUCCACUGCUUGUACUUUUCUCUAUUCUUUAGUUUUAUUCAUCAUCUCUGGAUGUGGUCCAGCUGAUCAGCAUGAUCUCCACUAGUUGUGCUUUUAUCUAUGCUUUAGUUUUAUUCAUAGUCUCUGGCUGCAGUCCAGCUGGUUGGCAUGAUCUCCACUUUUUUUUUUCUCUAGUCUUUAUUUAGUUGCCAUCACAGCUCUUGAGAAUGCUUUUGAUCUUUAACUUAUUAAUGGAAAUGGCCCAGAUUCCCGUCUCCAUCCACAUGUAGCUCAAUCAUUAUAGCAUCUGGAGAUGGCCUGUCCAUUCCCUACCUAAUCAACACAGCUCCAGUUGGCUCUGAGAAAACCAGAGAUGUUAUGAAAGGGCAAGUACCCAUAGACAUCCCAAGAGAUGAUUGUUUGUAGGAACUCAUGGAGUCACCCAAGGAUGAAUGGUGAAAAGCUAUGGGUAGGAGGACAUCUUCACCAGACACUGAUGAGGUCUUUGUGGGAUGUGUCGUAUGAACUAUUGGACUGGAUGUCUUGAGAUGGGAUAUGGAUUAGGAUCCAUCAUUCUGGUACUGACAGGAUCUCGGGUGUUAUUAUUUAUAUUUGUCCCUCUCACUGUAUAUAC